This is a messenger RNA of Onychomys torridus (southern grasshopper mouse), 2024 nucleotides long. RefSeq names its product mutY DNA glycosylase (gene Mutyh). The coding region runs from base 432 to 1970 and encodes 512 amino acids. The record is from RefSeq and is a predicted model, not a curated record. NCBI's taxonomy places the organism in Eukaryota, Metazoa, Chordata, Mammalia, Rodentia, Cricetidae. The transcript is spliced from 16 exons. Gene Ontology annotation, molecular function: adenine/guanine mispair binding; oxidized purine DNA binding; purine-specific mismatch base pair DNA N-glycosylase activity. Gene Ontology annotation, biological process: base-excision repair; mismatch repair. Gene Ontology annotation, cellular component: nucleus.
UGAGAUCUGCCGCAAGCAGAAGCUACAGGCCUGUCUCUAGAACUACCGGCCCGAGGCUUUUCCCUCCACAGGCCCGCGUAGGCUUCUGUGGCUACCCCCGGGGAAGCCGCUCACCGUCAGAGGUCGUUGGAACUGAAGGCACACCGUCGUCACUGUCGGCGGCCAUGACGCUCCGCGCCCCGCGCCAGGCUUCUGUAGGUUCGCGGAGACUUCCGCUUCGUCUCCCGGAGAGCCUCGGGUCUAGGAUGGGGCGGGAUCUCGGCGUCGGGGACCCGUAGGAUCAACUUCCGUUCGGAGUGGUCCGGCCAGAGCGCGGAGCGCGGGCCUUGCGCGCGCUGAGUGUCUAUUGGCUGAGCGGCCGGACUGAGCGAAGCCACGCCCCUUGGCGGGUUCGCUGGGGCUGCGGGCUGGAGACUGCGCAGGAGGUUAACAUGAAGAAGCUGCGAGCAUCUGUAAGGAGUCACAGAAAGCCACUAGCCAACCACCAGAGAAGGAGAAAAUGUGCCCUUAGCAGCAGCCAGGCCACACCUUCUGCCCCUGAUGGCCAGGCCAAGCAGAAGGGAGAAGAGUUACUGCAGGCCUCCGCCUCCCCGUACCAUCUGUUCAGAGACGUGGCCGACGUCACAGCUUUCCGAAGGAGCUUGCUCAGCUGGUAUGACCAAGAGAAGCGGGACCUGCCUUGGAGAAGAUGGGUCCAGGAGGAGGCCAGUUUGGACAGGCGAGCCUAUGCUGUGUGGGUGUCAGAGGUUAUGCUGCAGCAGACCCAAGUUGCCACAGUGAUCGACUAUUAUAACCGAUGGAUGCAGAAGUGGCCAACACUUCAGGAUCUGGCCAGUGCUUCCCUGGAGGAGGUGAACCAGCUUUGGUCUGGCCUGGGCUAUUAUUCUCGAGGCCGCCGGCUGCAGGAGGGAGCUAGGAAGGUGGUGGAGGAGCUGGGAGGUCAUAUGCCCCGGACAGCAGAGGCCCUGCAGCAGCUCCUGCCUGGCGUGGGGCGGUACACAGCCGGAGCCAUUGCUUCGAUUGCCUUUGACCAGGUAACUGGUGUGGUGGAUGGGAAUGUUUUACGGGUGCUGUGCCGUGCCCGUGCCAUUGGUGCCGAUCCCAGCAGCACCCUUGUCUCUCAUCACCUCUGGAGCCUAGCUCAUCAGCUAGUGGAUCCAGCCCGGCCUGGGGACUUCAAUCAAGCAGCCAUGGAGCUGGGGGCCACAGUGUGUACCCCGCAGCACCCUCUCUGCAGCCGGUGCCCUAUACAGAACCUAUGCCAGGCAUACCAGCGGGUGAAGCGGGAACAGCUCUCAGCCUUGCCAGGCAGUCCUGACGUAGAGGAGUGUGCUCUUAAGACUAGACAGUGCCAGCUUUGCCUACCUCCCACAAAACCCUGGGACCCCGCUCUGGGAGUGACCAACUUUCCUCGAAAGGCCAGCCGUAGGCCUCCCAGGGAGGAGUACUCUGCCACCUGUGUUCUGGAGCGGCCCAGCGCCACCGGGAGCCCCCUCAUCCUGCUGGUCCAAAGGCCUAACUCGGGUCUGCUGGCAGGUCUGUGGGAGUUUCCGUCUGUCGCCCUGGAGCCCUCAGAACAGCAUCAACACAAAGACCUUCUACAGGAACUGCAGAGCUGGUCUGGACCCCUCCCGGCCGCUCGUCCCCAGCACCUGGGGGAGGUGACCCAUGUCUUCUCUCACAUCAAACUGACGUAUCAAGUGUAUAGUCUGGCCCUGGAAGGACAGACCCCCGUGGCCCCUGCACCUCCUGGCGCUCGAUGGUUGACUUGGGAGGAAUUCCACAGUGCAGCUGUCUCCACUGCCGUGAAAAAGGUAUUCCGCAUGUAUGAGGACCAUCGGCGAGGGACCUGCAAGGGUUCUAAAAGGUCCCGGAUGUCUACUCCAUCAAGCCGGAAAAAACCCAGCGGGGGCCAGCAAAUCCUGGAUAGCUUCUUUCAGCCUCGGAUUUCCAACAGUACAGCCCAGUGAUUACCCCAGGAAGCCCACCCCAAAUCCAGCCUUAAUAAAAUGCUUAUUUUUGUA